GUUAGAUAUUCCAUGACUAUGACUAUUCUCGUUUCGAAUCCAUCGAUUCAGACAUGCAUGGCUGUCUCACAGGUGCAUUCAGCUGCCUGAUGAUAAUCACCUCUUCCAGCAAGCCUGGUCACCCAGCGGCCUAUACACACAAAUAACCAUGGUGAUAUUCACAGCAACACAGCACGCCAUGGCAACAGUCACUCACUAUUUUAGCCUCUCCCACACUCUUUUUCUUUCUUUCUUUUCUUCCCCUCUUCCCAUUCCCUAUGUUUCUCUCAUAUCAUCGUUCUCUCUCCAUCCAUCUCUGCUGUUCCUCCCUUCACCGUUUACAUCUCUUUCCACGUGAUAUUCCUCUACCCUAUUAUCACUUCCGCACGUUGUGCUCAGCAUAUCGUGUUCCAACUCACAACCUCUUAUUUCAGUUUCUUUUCUUGAAAGAAAACCUGUCAUUGUUGCCAGCAUGUCUUCCAAGAGAUCCAUGCCCUCCCACUCCUCAACGCGUCCAUCGAAACGGGUGGCGCGGGCCCGUCGAACCAACGCAAAUGAAGAGGAUGUGUCUGUAACAAGUGCUCUUGACCCUCACAUUCCCGAGAUAGUCAGGUCUCAGCUGCCGAUGGGACCACGGGCGCCUAAGACCCAACUGGCUCUGCACCUGCCACCAAUGCACAACUUGGACGACAUUGACAGAUCCAUCACGGAUGUAGCCCUGAAGCUCGGGUUCGAUCGUGUCUUGUCCCAUUUGGGCUCAAGAGCUCUUCGUGUUGUUACUGUUUGCUCCGGGACUAGAGUCCGCUUUUGGCACUUGAGAUGGUGCAAAAAAUUUGAUAGAAAUUUUGAGUUCAAGCACCUCUUCAGCGCCGAGAUUGUUGCCUUCAAACAGGCAUACAUCGAACGUAACUUCCAUCCGCGUUUCAUUUUUUGUGAUGUGCAAGAGCUCAAAGAUCGUGUGGCCAAAACGGCUUAUGGGUCCCUGGAGAAGAUCCCUAAGAAGGCCGACAUUCUGAUUGCCGGUUUCGCCUGUGUUGAUUUCUCAAAUCUAAACAACAAGCGCAAGACAAUAACCCAAAAAGGUGAAUCCGGACGCACUUUCUGGGGAAUUCUGCAUUAUGCGGCGGUCUAUAGGCCCCGUUUAGUGAUGAUGGAGAACGUUAAGAACGCCCCGUGGGCGAAGAUCAAGGAAUACUGGGAGGAGAUCAACUACUUCGCCACCUGGGUCGACCUUGACACAAAGGCGUUUUAUCUCCCUCAGACCCGUGAGCGAGGGUUUAUGUUCUGCGUGGACAGAGACGCCAUGAAAAGACAAAACCUGUCCGAUGCUAAUAUGGAAGGUUGGGCGCAACUUCUUAACGAUUUCAAGCGCCCUGCAAGUUCGCCUGCCGGCAUGUUCCUCCUAGAUAGCGAUGAUAUAAGGCUAGACCAGAUCGAGAAAGAUAUGGCGACGCGGAUAAAACCGUCUCGGGGGCCAGUCACUUGGGAUAAGUAUCAGGUCCGUCAUCAAGGCUACCGUCUGAGCAAUGCCCUUGGACACAAACGCCCAGUGAGCAGGUCUCAAGACGACGGGACGUGCCAAAUGCCCGAUUUUGCCUGGCAAACUUGGGCCAAGUCCUUGCCGGAACGAGUCUGGGACACUCUCGAUAUGAACUUCUUACGCAAGCUGAUCGAAGGCUAUGAUAUGAACUUCAAGGAACGGUGUAUCGAGCUUUCACAGGAUAUAGAUCGAGAGAUCGACAUACGUGCCCCUGGAAUCGCUGGUUGCAUCACACCUUGUGGGAUGCCAUAUCUCACCACGAGGGGAGGACCACUGUGUGGCCUCGAAUCACUUGCACUGCAGGGCUUGCCACUUGACAGGCUUCUUCUGACUCGUGAAUCACAGCGCGAAUUGCAAGAUCUUGCGGGUAAUGCUAUGAGCUCGACGGUCGUUGGCGCAGCUGUCCUUGCUGCAUUGAUUACCGGGUGCAGGGUCCUUGAGAAAGGAGAUCGGCAGCCGGUUCAGAAUGACCAGGUCCCUAGGAGCAACAGCAUCCGAGGUAAAUGCGAGCAUAAGAUGAUAGCACGGGACAUACAUCUCAGCGAUGCCGCUCACCUUGAUGCAAUGGAACUUCAAGUUCAGGCCGCGAGUAGCACAAGGUAUUGCGUAUGCGAGCGACAGACCGCCAUAAGAGCGAGUAUCUUGAGAUGCACCUUGUGUCAGCAUACUGCCUGCUCCGAGUGUGGCGGUAACCCAGCACAUGCAUAUGAGCGUUGGAAUGGCCUCAAACGAACCAAACCAUUGGAGUUUGUCAGUAGGCUCAGGCGUGGUCUGCCCGCUAGGCUGGUGGUAUCUGGCCUUUCUCGCGAUGAUUAUACAGGCUUGAUUGAGGGCAUAUCCGGUAAUUUCUCAUCCCAGAACGCGCAAGAAUUUUUGGAAGCAGUUGCUUUAGCCGUUGGAAUCGAAAUGCGCCUCUUGGAUAUCAAGCGGAGUGAAAUCUGCUCCAAACCGAUUGCUCGAAUGCGCCCUCAGUCUGGGUCUCUUUUGGAAGGUGAUUGGGAGGUUUGUGCGCCGCUGACUUCCAAGCAGACGCUGGAAGUGUCCGGGGCUGGACAACAGGUCGACUCGUACGAAGCGAGAUGUGGACUUCAGGCCAAGAAAGCGCUUGGAUCCAAAUUCUGGACGCAGAUUGAGGUGCAGGGGUCGGACGAGGCCGUGGCGGGCUUGGAAAGCGACGUUCGAGGGAGUUAUGAGCUCCUGCCGGAUUGCGGAACGGCGGGGGCUUGUUUGCACCAGCGGGCGGCCGGCAAACAUGAGGCGGCCGUCUAUCUGUUUCUCGAUCCAACCAAGCUCGGGGGUCCGAAGAACGACUCGUUUGUGUUUGCCUGGGAACAUCGGCGUGUCCUGGGGUACACUACAAGGCCAACCAUCGCCGAAGUGUCGCAUACAUGGCGCUCUGCCAAAGUCACCGAGCACCCCACCCCCGUGGACGUCUAUUUUCGCCCAUGGAGUCGAGUCCCAGCCAUGGCUUUGAGCCCCUACGCCCCCGAGGCUCCUAUCGCAUGCUAUCAGCUGGCGGAGAAGGACAUCUCAGUUGGUCGGCCAGUUUGCCGGGAUGCCAAUAUCAUCCUGCUCAUGUUCAAGGGUUCAAUCCCUGCUAUUGAAACCCCAGGCGAAGAAGGUUCGUGGGAAGUCAUAAACCCGACAGAAUCGCCUUCCUCCCUGAACAGCCUGUCCUGGCUGCUACAAAAGGCGACUGAUCUGUCCGAAUUCCAAAGCUGGAAUCCAGUCGUCGACUGCCAGGGCCUCAAUGAAAGUGCCGGUUCGGCAUGUGUCUGCGCACCACUGAAGCCACGGCUUCUGUGGGCUCGUGAUGGAAGAAAUCGUAUCAAAGCAUACGAGGAUCCCUAUGACGCAGCUCUCUAUGCAAACCAGGUCAAGUCAAAACCGUCUGCAUUUUUGAUAUUUCGUCGAACCGAUGAGCAAGGACUUUGUGACUUGCACGUCACCCUUAAUAUCCAGACCCUGCUCCACCAGGCCUACGACCGAUUGGUUCAGGACAAUGUUGCGAGGGAACGUACGUUGGAGUGGUGUCUUGUGCCUAACGCAUUUGAUGCGAGGAAUAUUUCCUUCCCCAAAUUCGAGCUAGGAAGCAAUAGGCAUGACUCCCCAUCUUGUCACCCACCCAAUUUCCUUUUUAAACUGCGGCCAGAGCAGUUGCGGUCCUUGUCAUGGAUGAUCCAGCAGGAGGGUGACGACAUUCCACUCUUCAUGGAAGAAGAGACCGAGGAGGCACUUCUUCCGUCGUUGAUGUGGCGCGCUGAGGAACGGGUCACCGUUCAAAAAACUGUCCGAGGAGGGAUUCUGGCCGACGAUGUCGGAUAUGGCAAGACAGCCAUCACAUUGGGCUUGAUUGACGCGAUGCACGAGAGAGAUCAACGAUCAAUUCCAACGGACAUCCAAGGAUUUAUACCCACCAAGGCAACCCUCAUUGUCGUACCUGAGAUCAUGCUCCAGCAAUGGCAAGCAGAGAUCAAAAAGUUUUUGGGCGCCAAACUCAAAGUCUUGGUAUUUUCAGCAUCGGCUUCAGUCAAGAAGUUAUCGAUAAGGGAUGUUCUGCAGAGCGAUAUUGUCUUGGUAUCUUGGAGGUUGUUUAAUGGCCAAGCCUAUUAUGACAAGCUGCAGAGGUUCACGGGCACGCCCCGGGUUCCCCAUGACGCGGGCCGGAAUUUUGAUGCUUGGUUCACUGAGGCACAGGCCGCAUUACAGGACCAGGUUCAAAUCAUGAAGGCCCAUGGUCCUAAUGCGCUGCUCGAUUCAAUUCGUCGCAGGCGGCAGAAUGUCAAGGGCUCCCGGGCCAUUUGCACUUACGUCCCAUCGAAGCGUCUGAAAAGCAAGGAUUACGUCGACGGCAACUGCGAUUGGGAGUCUGUCGCCAAAAGUGGCACCGCCCAUUACGCCGACAUAUCUAGCGACGAGGCAUCUGAUCCCGAAUCCGAACCCGAUGUCGAAAGGCUAAGGGCGAGAACAGACCAGUACCUCAAACUUCGACCAGCAAUGGCUUCGGGAGACAUGGAAACUGGGCAAGGCAAUGAUCCCGAGCUUGGAUCAGACGGUGAUGGAACCCAAAAUGAGGAUUCUUCAAAUGAAGCAAGCCAAAUUCGCCCAGCACCAGUACGUGGCCAGAAGAGGAAGGCGAGCAACUCGAAAGCUGGUUUGAAAGCUAGGAAGGUCUGGAAUGAUCGCAAAGAGUUCAACAUAAGCAAGAGCAGAGAUCAAAGUUGGGAGACAGUCCGAAACCCUCUGUUGCAUGUCUUCUUUUUCAACCGUCUCAUCAUUGACGAGUUCUCGUAUGCAAAUUCUGAGAGACUCAGUCCCCUUCUUGCCCUCAGGGCUCGGUCGAAAUGGGUUCUCUCGGGAACUCCACCUUUGAAUGAUUUCGCCGACGUCAACUCCAUCGCACCGUUCCUAGGUGUCCAUCUCGGGGUGGACAAGGACGAUCUUCAAUCACAGAACAAGCGUCUGCAUAUACUGCGGAAGCAUCGAUCUGCUGCGGAAACGUUUCAGUCGUUCCGAACCCCCCGUAGUGAGGCGUGGCAUGGACGUCGACAUGAGAUCGCCCAGAAUUUCCUGGACCGGUUUGCACGGAAGAAUGUGGCCGAGAUCGAUGAGAUUCCUUUCUCCGAACACAUCAUUCUGGUACACUCGUCGCCAGCGGAACGUUCCAUCUACCUUAAACUCUACAAGCAGCUGAUGACAUACAACCGCGAAGUCCGUCGUAGCUGUCGGGGGAGAUUCAGCAGUGACCAGGCCGAAAGGCUUGACGAGAUCAUUCAUAGCAGCGCAACGGCUGAAGAGGCGUUGCUCAAACGCUGCUCGUCCCUUGCCUUCCAGGGUCGUUGGGAUGAUGACGGUAAGCCGGAAAUCACGACAUGCACAUCUCUGAUCGCGGUCCGGGAGAAGCAGCUAGACGAUCUCAGAAGCGAUCUCAUUGUGAAAUUGAUAUUGGCAGCAUGGGUUUACUGCAGUCUUGAUUUGAGUUACAAAAAGUUUCACAAAUUCGUCGAGAGCGUCAUAAGUGACGAUUUCGGUGACAAGACUGUGACGCAAGAAGUAUAUCCUCUUAUCAAGAAAGCAGUCCUCACGUCGGAAGCCGAUGACUGGAAGUUUUUCUUUGCCGCCCCUGAAGAGCAACUGUCGGAUGCCGAGGACGAUUCUGAUGCAGGAGCCCAAGCUACCUCGGAAACAGAAAACGAGGACGCGGUCGAGUCGGUAGAAGACGAGAACCCCGCUCCUCCUGCUGCAAAAAGGACGAGGUUGGCCAUGGGCAAACGUCAGACAGCCCAAGGCAAGAAAGGCAGUGGAAGCAAGCGUUCUGAAAAAGGUGAUAGUAGGGGCGAUGUUCCACUUCCCAAGAGGCCUACUGAACUGCACGAAUUUGAGCCGUGGUUGGGAGAAGUCACCACUAUCAUCCGAAACCUCAUCGUAGAGUGGAUUCUUCGCGAAAGGGCCCUCCGGUUUCUGAGAAUAAUGCUUCUUGUGCAAACAAACGCUAAUAUUGGCCAAUGCGACAGCUGCUUGAGCGAGCUGGAAACAAUCCAGAACAUGGACAUCCUGGGCUCUUGCGGUCAUGCGCUCUGCACCGACUGUUCUUCGGAAACAAUGCAGAUGGAAGAGUGCACCGUCGAUGGAUGUCGGGGCUCUGGCAAGCGAUUUAACAUUAUCAAGGCUUCCACGCUUGAACGGGGUGAAGUGGACCGGGGGACUGAAUACGGGGGAAGCAAGCUCGAUAGGAUGAUCGAAAUUGUCCGCAGCGUACCUGCGAACGAACGAGUCUUGCUCUUUAUUCAGUACCCCGAGUUGAUGGAAGUAGCGUCCAAGGCGCUGGAUCUCGCGGGUAUCAAGCAUACAUUGAUCUCGGCCACUGAUCGCCAGUCGGGAAAAAAGGUGGAGGAAAUUCAAAACUCUAACUUCAAAGACAAAAAGGUCUUGAUCUUGAACCUCGGUGGAGAAAUGGCAGCUGGAUUAAAUCUCCAGGGUGCGAACCAUAUUAUCUUUCUGUCGCCGAUGCUCACAAACACACAGUAUGAUUACGAGGCUGCAAUGACCCAAGCCAUCGGACGCAGCCGGCGGUACGGACAGACCCGGCACGUCCACAUCUACCAUCUAUUGGUCAAAAAUACAAUAGACGUAAACAUCUUCCAGGACCGCCGUGGCAAGGUUUUGGUAGAGCGGGAUGGCGAGGCGAUGUUGGUGAAUCGUGACGAAGCCUCAGAUACUGAAGCCAUUAGCUGUGAGGGGCCUUCGUUGGCAGUGGACAACGCAUUCUGGUGA
This is a messenger RNA of Aspergillus sclerotioniger CBS 115572, 6793 nucleotides long. RefSeq names its product putative SNF2 family helicase. NCBI's taxonomy places the organism in Eukaryota, Fungi, Ascomycota, Eurotiomycetes, Eurotiales, Aspergillaceae. The transcript is spliced from 6 exons. Bases 452 to 6793 code for a protein of 2113 amino acids. The record is from RefSeq and is a predicted model, not a curated record. Gene Ontology annotation, molecular function: ATP binding; methyltransferase activity; ATP-dependent chromatin remodeler activity.